AUGAGCCCUGCGCGCGAUCCCACCUACCCGCUCUUCCCUGUCUUCUCCUUCAUCGGUUUCGUCCUAUGCUUGAUCCCUUUGCCAUGGCAUCUCCACGCCUGGAACUCGGGCACUUGUGCGUUUAUGAUAUGGACGGCUUUGUCGUGUCUCGUUGGCUUCGUGAACUCCAUCGUCUGGAGUGGGAAUGUGAACAACCCAGCGCCAAUAUGGUGUGACAUUUCAUCGAAAAUCAUUAUUGGCGUCAGCAUUGGUAUCCCAGCAGCCACACUCUGCAUCAGCCGUCGUCUUUACUCUCUGACUUCGGUUCGGACUGUCUCCAUCACCCGCGACGAUAAACGACGGAUGGUCAUCAUUGACCUAUGCAUUUCUCUAGGCUUUCCCGUGCUCAUCAUGAUUCUUCAUUAUAUCAUUCAAGGACACCGCUUUGAUAUCCUGGAAGAUAUUGGCUGCUACCCUGUCGUUUACAAUACCCUUCCUUCCUAUUUCCUCUACUUCAUGUGGCCAGUCUUUCUCGGCGUCGUCUCAUUCUUCUAUUCAGGUCUCACACUACGUGGCUUCUGGAUGCGUCGUCUCCAAUUCGCCCAACUUGUGACUUCAAACUCUUCCAUGAACAUGAGUCGUUACAUCAGGCUUAUGAGCUUAUCUAUCAUCGACAUGAUGUGCACUGUACCCCUUGGAGUUUACUCCAUUUACAUUGGAAACAAGGGUGUCAAGUUGGCGCCAUGGAUUUCUUGGGAGGAUACUCACUUUAACUUCUCCCGCGUUGGUGUGGUGCCUUCCCUCAUCUGGCGCAGCGAUCCGUCCUUCCAAACCUCUGUCGAGUUGACGCGGUGGUUGCCUGUCGUCUGCGCCUUUUUAUUCUUCGCACUCUUCGGGUUUGCUGCAGAAGCACAGAAACACUACAAGAUGAUGUUCACUUUCGUCGCCAAACCCCUCGGAUUCGGACAGCCUCCAAAGGUGCCGCCAAAGGCCGUUCUUCCGGGGUAUGUCUCCCCCGUUCCUCGAUGA
This is a messenger RNA of Laccaria bicolor S238N-H82, 1008 nucleotides long. RefSeq names its product STE3-like pheromone receptor. The transcript is spliced from 5 exons. Gene Ontology annotation, biological process: G protein-coupled receptor signaling pathway. The record is from RefSeq and is a predicted model, not a curated record. Gene Ontology annotation, cellular component: membrane. The coding region runs from base 1 to 1008 and encodes 335 amino acids. Gene Ontology annotation, molecular function: mating-type alpha-factor pheromone receptor activity. Lineage: Eukaryota; Fungi; Basidiomycota; Agaricomycetes; Agaricales; Hydnangiaceae.